This is a messenger RNA of Ziziphus jujuba (common jujube), 1602 nucleotides long. RefSeq names its product WAT1-related protein At2g37460. Lineage: Eukaryota; Viridiplantae; Streptophyta; Magnoliopsida; Rosales; Rhamnaceae. The coding region runs from base 64 to 1215 and encodes 383 amino acids. The record is from RefSeq and is a predicted model, not a curated record. Gene Ontology annotation, cellular component: plasma membrane. The transcript has 7 exons. Gene Ontology annotation, molecular function: transmembrane transporter activity.
UAUAGCAGUUUCAAAGCAAGUUAGAAAGAAAGAAAAGAAAGAAAGAAAGAUAUCUAAGCAAAGAUGGAGACGAAGGGACAUGGAUUAUAUGAAAGAGCAAAGCCAUUCAUUGCAGUCGUUUUCUUGCAGUUUGGAUUCUCAGGAAUGGAUAUUCUCUGCAAGGCUGCAUUGAACGAGGGCGUUAGCAAUUAUGUACUCGUCGUCUAUCGCCAUGCCGUUGCCACCAUUGUCAUGACUCCUUUUGCUGUGUUUCUGGAUAAAAAAGUAAGGCCGAAGAUGACGCUUCAAAUCUUCAUCAAGCUAAUGGUGCUCAGCUUGCUGGAGCCAGUUAUUGACCAAAACUUUUAUUUCAUUGGGUUGAGGUAUACAACAGCAACGUUUGCAGCUGCUAUGUGCAAUAUUCUUCCUGCCAUUACUUUUAUAAUGGCUUGGGUUCUCAGACUUGAGAAAGUAAAAUGUAAGAGCAUUAGGAGCCAAGCAAAGAUUAUAGGAACAGCAGCAACAGUUGGAGGAGCCAUGAUUAUGACAUUGAUGAAAGGUCCACUUUUGGAGCUGUUUUGGACAAAAGCAGUUUCAACUACCCACCAACACCAAUCCGCCGGGGGGACUAGUCUUUCUCAUUCCAUUAAAGGUGCCCUCAUGAUCACGAUUGGCUGCUUUAGCUGGGCCUGUUUCAUGGUUCUUCAGGCAAUUACACUAAAAACAUACCCAGCUGAGCUCUCUUUAACAGCUUGGGUAUGCCUUUUGGGAACAUUGGAGGGAACUGCUGUGGCUCUUGUUAUGGAGAGAGGAAAUCAAGCUGCUUGGGCUGUAAAGUGGGAUAUGAAAUUAGCUGCAUCUCUCUACAGCGGAGUAGUCUGUUCAGGACUAGCUUAUUACAUUCAAGGAAUAGUUAUGAAAGAAAGAGGCCCUGUUUUUGUUACAGCUUUUAGUCCCCUGAGUAUGGUUUUUGUUGCCAUCAUGAGCUCUUUCAUUUUGGGAGAGCAAUUGUUCCUUGGAAGGGUAAUUGGAGCUACUAUCAUUGUUGUGGGGCUAUAUCUUGUUGUGUGGGGCAAAAGCAAUGACCAUAUAUCAACAACCCCAAUAACUGAUGAGGAAAGCGGACCAAAUAAACAAAUAUUAAAUGCAAGUUGCAUUGGAAAAGAGAAUUCUAAUCAUGAGGUCAUCACUAUGGAUGAAACUGUUGAAGGAAGUGAAGCAAACAUGAAAAAAUAAUGGGUGGUUUUUAAGGGAAAAAAAAAAAACAAAAAAAAAAAAACAAAAAACAAAAAACAAAAAAAAAAAGACCCAUUAUUUGUCUAAAUAACUUUCUCUCAAUUGCUCUCCCCCACAUUAUCCACAAUUUUAGUUAACAUCGGUGUUGAAUCAUCCCAAGCUGUGGAGCAAACUUCAAUGAUAUGUAAAAAUUUUGUUAAAGAAUUUCCUUGAGUGUCAAAGUUUGUCCCAGUGUAUGACAUAUGGAAACAAGAGUUUUCUCAGGAAAAAUAUAGAGAUGGCUGAUAAAUUUCACAUCUCAUCCAAUGUCCAUUUUAUAUAUGUGGAUGUAUUUAUAACAAAUCAAACUAAGAAACUAAGUUUGAAUAAGUGUUUUUAUUAUUCUUA